UUAAAGAAAAGAAAGACAAUUCUCCUUUUGGGAUUAGCCAUAGCAUGUGUCCUAAUGAACAUCUAUGUUUACACAUUUAAAAGCAAGACCAAAGUUGGGAACAUUAUUGGAAAUAUCUUUGAUUUUAAGCAAACUAUUUUGCCCGACUAUAAAUAUAAUGGCACAAUAACUUCCGCAACCAUAAUAAAUAUAAUUAUUGGACUUAAUGUAACUCUACGUGAACCAUGUACAACACUAUCAACUUCUGAACUAGGAAAUGCUUCCAGAGUAGAGGCAAAGGGCAAUACCAAUCAAUAUAACUUUGUGUACAAAAUAGUUCCAAAAGUUGAUUGCUCCUAUUCAGAACUAGUUAUCUGUGUCGAUGGGAGUAGAAACAAUAAUUACACAAGACAGGCCAUAAGAAAGACUUGGGGAAGCUACGCCAAUGUCAGUAGCAACAAAGCUGCUUUGAUCUUUUUUCUGGGCUCUGAACAUCCAUCAACCAACGGUUCUCAAUCUAUACAACAUUUCAUUGAUAAAGAAGCAGAGCUGUAUGGAGACAUAUUGCAAGAAGAUUAUAUUGAUGACUAUAAAAACUUGACAUUUAAAACACUAUCGAUUCUGAAAUGGGUCACUUCACGGUGUCCAGGAAGUGAAUUUGUUCUAAAAGCAGACGAUGACAUGUAUGUAAAUGUCCCCUUGCUGGUGCAGAACUUAAAAAAUAUAUCUCAGACUAAAGGAAACGAUUAUCCGUUUGUUUUUGGCUUUGUCAUCAACAAUAUUAUACCACACAGAAAUCCAUCAUCUAAAUGGUACACAUCAGAGAUUGAGUACAAAGAAAAUACCUACCCCAGAUUUACUUCCGGUACAGCCUACGCCAUGACAACUUCCGCUGCCAAACGUCUUUACAAGGCUUCCUUCCAAGUCCCAUUUUUUUGGUUAGAGGAUGUCUACAUCACAGGGCUGUGUGCUAGAAAGGCCGAUGUCGAGGUCAUUCAUAGUAAUCUAUUCUCUAACGAGAAACGGUAUCCGUCAGGAUGUACUUUCCAGAGCACAAUCUCAGGCCACUGGUAUACAGACACUGAAAUGGAACGUAUCUACACAGAACUUCUUAGCCCGACCUCUAGGUGCCUGUAAUUAUGUUCACUGCUUCAUUUACAUACUAGAGACCUAUUAACUCUGUACAGAUACAAAGGAUGUUCAUUCUACGUUUGGUAACUUAGAUUCGUAUUGGUAAGUUUGUUUGUUUGUUUUGUUUUUGUUUCUGCAAAUAGAACGUGUUACUAAAGUGUUACAUAGUUUCUUUCCCGGUUAAUGUUGUUGUUGUUUGUUUGUUUGUUGUAAUAUUUAUAGUAUUACUAGCCCACAACCUGGUCGCCAGUUUUUGCUGCUAGAUUUCAUUAUAGACAAAUAUAUCCCCUUAUUUAAUUUUUUUUUUGGCUGACAAUUCUGGUAAAUAUCU
Messenger RNA from Biomphalaria glabrata, 1441 nucleotides. Its product is annotated as beta-1,3-galactosyltransferase 5-like. Lineage: Eukaryota; Metazoa; Mollusca; Gastropoda; Planorbidae. Gene Ontology annotation, cellular component: membrane. The record is from RefSeq and is a predicted model, not a curated record. The coding region runs from base 55 to 1116 and encodes 353 amino acids. The transcript has a single exon. Gene Ontology annotation, molecular function: hexosyltransferase activity.